AUGGCGGGAAAACGAAUCACCUUACGCGUACGGAGCCGCGACGGCCUGGAGCGGGUCCAGCUGGACGAAUCAGAGGCCACCGUUUCCGGCCUCCGCGCGCAAAUCUCGCAGCAGCUCGCGAUCCCAUUGGCCGAUCUGAUCCUCUCUACGGACCAAUCGCUUCUCCUUUCAGCCGACCCGGAGAAGUUUAAAGACUUAGCGGAUCCAUCCGUGUCGCUAGAGUCGCUAGGUAUAGGCCAUGGAAGCAUAGUAUUCGCGAAAUACAGUGCUUCACGAACCGUCGCAGGGCCGCCUGUGCCUGUCGUUCCCGCGGGGUCGUUCGGGCGACACAUGACGGUGAGCGACAUGGUCGCGCGACAGAUGCGAAUCGAGCGACAGGAGACGUCGCACUGCCAGCAGGUGUCGUUCGAUCGCGACGCUGCGAAUGUGUUUCAGCAUUACGUGCACGACAGCCUGGCGUUUUCCAUCAAGAGAGGCGGUUUUCUGUUCGGGGAGGUGCGGGAGGAUGGGCACGUGCUGGUGGAUUUCAUAUACGAGCCGCCUCAGCACGGCACAGAGCACACGCUGCAGAUCUUCCCGAACGAAGAGGAUCAACAAGCUCAGGAGCACUCCUUAACUCUCUCUGCCUCCGACCUCCUCCUUUCGGCUAGGCUUCACUGCGCCACUGCUAGGGAGAGCAGCGGGGAAAAGGCGGCAGGGGAGGGGGAGGAGAGCGCUGGGGGGACAGGGAAUGCGGGUGCGCAGGCAGGGGGGAGGGGGAACGGGGACGGUGCGGCAGGAGGGGAGGGAGAGAAGAAAGGCGGGGAGGAGGUAGGGGAGCCGUUUAAGUAUUUUGCGGUAGUGCUGGUGAAACUUUUAGUGGAUGAGGAGGGGGAUGGAGGCGGGGACGUGCAUUUUGAAGCCUUUCAACUAAGCGAUCAGUGCUUGAAGCUGUACCGGGAAGGGUGGGAUACAUACGAGGUGGAUAACGACUUCUUCCUUAUGCCUAUUAAGAUCGUGGACCACCAGGGCCCGCUCACAACAUCUUUCCCAGUGGAGAAUCGGGUGAUCCUCCCCACUCAGGACGACCUGAAGCAGCAUUUGGACCGCACUCGCUCCAAGCCAUGGGCCGACCGCCUUGCCGACUUUCACCUGCUGCUCUACCUCAGCAACUUCCUGGAUGCUUCCACAGACAUGCCUAUGCUUGCACAGGCAGUUCGCACCAAGGAGCCCAUUAGUGAGGGCCACCAGCUGAUUAUCGAGCACUUGGCUUAA
Closterium sp. Yama58-4 is the source of this 1254-nucleotide messenger RNA. Lineage: Eukaryota; Viridiplantae; Streptophyta; Zygnematophyceae; Desmidiales; Closteriaceae. The record is from the annotation of a GenBank genome assembly.